Messenger RNA from Cyprinodon tularosa, 7480 nucleotides. RefSeq names its product probable G-protein coupled receptor 179. Gene Ontology annotation, biological process: G protein-coupled receptor signaling pathway. Gene Ontology annotation, cellular component: membrane. Bases 571 to 6096 code for a protein of 1841 amino acids. Gene Ontology annotation, molecular function: G protein-coupled receptor activity. The transcript is spliced from 11 exons. Lineage: Eukaryota; Metazoa; Chordata; Actinopteri; Cyprinodontiformes; Cyprinodontidae. The record is from RefSeq and is a predicted model, not a curated record.
UCAACGCAUCAGUUGAGCAGGAGUCAGAAGAAGAAUAGAGGACUGGAGAAAACUAAAGGAGGUCUGCUUUUUCUUCCCAUCUCUUCAGAUCAACAUGUUGUUUUCAUCUUUGCCAAGUUCCUCCCAGCAUCAGGAACCGCUCUCUGCCCGUGAGCCAUCUUCAUUUAUGUCAUCCUCCUUACAGGACCAACAGCGUUUGAUUUUUCUCCAACAACUAUGAAACAAAAAAAAGCGAAGGCUGUAGACGCCAGGUGGAUGAUUAAGAAACGUGCCUGUUCCUCCCCUCAUCUCUAACCUAUUUUUAUUCUCACAACUACUGGCUUAAACUAUCCUUUCAGAGAUGAUGUAUGAAACCUUCAGGUGCGUCUGUGGGAUGUUGUUUAUUUCUGUUGUUGCAUUAAGUGGGAGCAUCAGAGUUUAACACUGUGAAGGUGUAUCCCCAAAGACACCGUUAGGUGAGACAAACUCUUAACCCACAUGUCCUUUUUAUUUUACUGAAAGGAAUUUGAAAGAGAUCACAGUUGUUGAAGCCCAGUUUCUGUUUCUUUUCUUCUCAUUGAGUGACUCAGAAUGAAUAUCUGGCUUCUUCUUUUGUUUACACCCCUCCUAAGAUCACAGGUGAAUCCAAAGUUCUUAGAGUUAAAUGGCGAGAUGCCCAACAGCACUGAUUUAUCAGCAAACACUACAGGAGGCUCUGAAGCUUUCCCCUCAGAGCUGCCUGAGUUUGGAGAGAUACCUUCAGAGGCUCCCACAGAGGAUGACUGGUCACCAGCAGAGACUUUUUUAUACACUGGAGACCCGUCCACCAUGAGCAUGGCUCGUUGCUCUCGGGCCUAUAGCGUUAAGGGACAGACUGGAUCUCUGCCAAGUAACUUCCACAUUCCCCUUGGUCCAGCUCUGGAUGCCCUGGCUAAUACUGCCAACUUUCUCAAUAUGGUGUUCCAGGCCAGUGACCUUAGAGAGAGUACCGUGGAUGAAGACAUGGAGUGGUACCAUGCUCUAGUUCGCUCCCUUUUGGAAGCAGAUUUCCUUAUUCAGCGGGCUCUGCUCACCUUUGAUGCUGACCCUACUGCCCAAGUGCCACAGCUGGUUCUUUGUGCAACCCGCAACCCAACUGGUAAACAGCAGGGCAUCCUCCUUCAGGACUUAUCCAAGGCCUGGGACAGCCUCCACCCUCCAGCUCCUGCCCCUGAUGACAGCUGGUUUAGAAAAUUGAAAUUUCCGGAGUUCGGCCAGCCAUCUGUAGUCCUGUCCAAGCGGGUGCUCCUCAAUGACCUCAGCACCUUAGAUACACCAAAGUGGGGACAGGGUGACAGCUAUGUGACUAACCGUGCUGGGGUACAGUAUGCCAGCUCUCCGUUUCUGGAUUGUAAGGAUGGAUAUUUCAAGCCUGGUUGGGUGCUCACCCUGUCGGCCUCCUUCUAUGGCCUCAAGCCAGACCUGACACCAGAAUUCAGAGGUGUUAUUCGUGUGGAUGUGAACAUUCAGGACAUCGACUUGGAUCAGUGUGCAACAGGUGACAGCUGGUUUGCUGAUACUCACCAGUGCAAUCGCACCAGCAUGGAGUGUGUGCCUGUUCCAGGCCGAGGCUUUCGACUGGGUCAGUACUGCUGCCGCUGUAAGGAGGGAUACUACAACCCAGAAAUCCCACCUGAGAAUCCUGAUGGAGGACCUAAGAAUGGCAGCGAAAGCAGCGCUACAUGUUACCCGAACAUGCCCAUCUGUCUCCCAUGCUGGCCAGGCUGUAAGCGCUGCCAGGACAGCACCCCCUGCUGGGUGCAAGAGGACAAGCUCCUCAGGGCCGCAGUGCUGGCCCUCCAGGGGGUCUUCAUGUUCCUCGUCUUUGUCAGCAUGCUGGUGUCCUAUCAGCAUCGUCAAAACCGGAGGAUCCGGGCCUCAAGUCUCCUGCUGCUGGAAACCAUUCUGUUCGGCUCUCUGCUCCUCUACUUCCCUGUCUUCAUUCUGUACUUCAAGCCGAGUACCUUCAGAUGUAUUCUGCUGCGCUGGGUCCGAAUGCUUGGCUUCUCCAUUGUCUAUGGCACAAUUACACUGAAAAUGUACAGGGUGCUGAAAGUGUUCCUCUCACGUACAGCCCAGAGAAUGCCCUACAUUUCCAGCCUCCACCUGCUGAGGAUUCUGGGAGUCAUGCUGAUGACGGUCAGCUGGUUCCUGUGUGCGUGGACCGUGGGUGUUCUCCAGAACCGAGAUCGGAGCAUUCCGGUUUUUCUUACAGCCACCACGGCAGACGGUCAGGGCUUCAGCCUGUGUUACCUGGACCGCUGGGACUACAUGAUGGCUGUGGCUGAGCUUCUGUUCCUGUGCUGGGGCAGCUCCUUGUGGACAGCCGUCCGUCCCGUCCCCUCAGCCUUUCAUGAACCUCGCUAUAUGGGCAUCGCCAUCCACAACGAGCUUUUGCUGUCCUCCAUGUUCCACCUGUUUCGGUUCACCUUUCAGUCUCUCCAUCCAGACUGGAUGUUACUGCUGUCCUUCAUCCACACCCACGUCACCAUCACAGUCACACUCAUGCUGCUCCUUGUUCCAAAGUUUUUCUACAAGGCUAAAGCUAGAAAAGAGGAAAUAGCAGCAGAAGUGUAUGAAGAUGAACUGGAUCUUCGUCGUUCUGCCUCAUUCCUCAACAACAGCUUUUGUUCUGCUUUAAGUGAGCGCAGCAUGGAUCCAGAUGAUUUUCAGGAUGAGCUUAAGAAGUUAUAUGCACAGUUAGAGGUCCACAAAGUGAAGAAGAUGACGGCAAAUAACCCCCAUCUAUCAAAGAAGCGCAGUUCUCGAUGUGCACUGGGAAGAUCAUUAAUGAAACGCAUCACAGAGUUCCCAGAAACAGUAAGUCGGCAGUGCAGCCGUGAAGAGAGAGAUGGGUCCUUCCAUAUUAGACGUGCAAGCCACUCUGAUUCCUUAAGAUUAGCACCAGAUACUAUAAGUAUCAGUUACAGAAGUUCUAUAAAAUCCCAUUCCUCAUUCAUAUGCAAGUCCCCAAAUGAACAUCAUUAUGUGAGGGAGAGAGUCUCCUCUUUCCGUGAGUCUACUUUAAGACCCAAUUCUGUAAAGAGAUCCUCCCAGCGAUCUGAGACAGACUCUUUGGACAUUCCUCCUGGGGUUUGUAAGUCAGCCAGUGCUCAGAAUUUAACAAUUGAUACCAAUCUCUUGCAUCCUGAUCACACAAGGCUUCAUAAGUCUUGGAGCCUUAGUUCCUCUACCACCCAUUCUAUAGAAAACAUACCGAAGAUAUCUGGUGGAAGUGGAACGCAGUCAAAGCAGAGCCUUUCCAUUGGUGAUCAGACCCGAAGUGCCCUCCAGUCAGAAUCCUUUGACAAGGCUGAGGUCUGUCCUUGGGAGGUGGAGCCGGAACAAUCAGGGGAGAAGAACAAAAAGCAUGUUACAUAUGCAAGCUCAAAGGAUAGCGAAGAAAAGGAGCUACCUUCCCCACAAGCACUUGUUUGUCCCUGGGACCAUUCAUUGCCUUUUGAAAAGGCUCCUUCAGUGGAGAAAGACUCACAGGCUGACAGUGUGCCCUCUAAAACCCCAGUAACCGUGUCUGCAAGUGUACCAGGAACACCAAGACCCAAGGUGACCAAGGAUCAACGGGUCUUCUCCUUCCGCACAACCACUAAUAAGUGGCUCUCUGUGAAGUCCCUUAUGUCAUCUGUUGAUAGCAGCAAGGUCAGUAAGGAUAUACAUUUAAACAGGGAAGAUUCCCAAAGAAGUCAGGAAAGUACCUCCACAACAUCAGUGUCUGGAACAUCUAGUAGACGUCCGAGCAUGGACAAGAAAUCACUGCAGAAAUUUAGUAUGUCAACAACUGAUGGAAAGCCCUGCCUUGUGAAGCAGAACGCAGUUAGACUGUCAUCUGCGGACUCCUCUGAUAGAAGCCCACGAAGGUUCAUGAUUGUUAAAUCUGCCCACUCUCAUGCUGAUGCUGAUGAUGCACAGAGAGAGGGAAGUCACGAACACGUGUUUCUAUCACGGCAAAGCAGCAGACGUAGCAGCAUAAGUUCUCGGGAGACUAUUAGCAGCUCAAGAACUCCUUCCACUCGUCGGAGAGGUAGCAAUAGAAUCAGAACCUCCUAUAAUGUGUCCAACACAGAUGUGUGUCCUUGGGAUGGAGCUGGUUCUGCACAGCAGGGGGAAGGACCAAACGAGCAACUGAGCAUCAAAGCUAACAUCUGUUCCCAAGAAUCCCAGGUGUCAGAUUUAUCUAACGUCUGUCCAUGGGAGUCACAAGACCAAGGGAAUGUGAGGGGACCAAAGAGCAGUAGGGUUGAAACAUGCCCUUGGGAGUCACAGGAUAUUUCAGUCACUUCACAAUCUACAACAUCCAAAGAUCCUAAGUCACAAGCUUCGAAAGUAGAUGUUUGUCCCUGGGAGACAGUAGAGCCCCCCCAAAUAUCAAUAAGACAAGACAGUGAACCUGCCAAUGUUUGUCCUUGGGAUGAUCAAGACAAGGAUGAAAGUGUAUACCAAAACCUAAAUCCUUUAGGGAUCAAAGGAACAUUGAUGGUACCUUUUCAUCAAGAAGGCAUGAAAUCUGCCAUCUAUCCCAGUUCAUCCAAAGAAGUCAAAAAAGUUACCAAAACAAAAAACACAGCCCCCAAUACCUUGAAUCCAUGUGUACAACUGUUCAAAGCAACAGAGAUCUGUCCAAGGAGUUUCCCUGAUCCAUCUAAGCCCAAGGUAGAUGUUUGCCCAUUGAAAGGAGGGGGCAAAGCGUCUAUAAGCACUGACUCUGCAUUACAAGUAACAGUGAAUGCAAAUGUUUGUCCCUGGGAAGCAGGACAUCAAGACAAACAAGAUACAUCUGAAAAAACUGGUUCUAUUAAAACUGAGAGGGCUGAAAGCAGCAGAGGAAACAUUUGUCCAUGGGAGAUUGAGUCUUAUGAAAAAAAGGAAAUUUGUAAAACGUUGUCUCUGGGGCAGCAAAGCCCAGCAAGAGUUUUAACAAAGCAAAACAGUGGCAGGGCAGAUGUGUGUCCAUGGGACACAGAAGUUCCCAAAAGUCUCAAAAAGGAUAAUGUUGUUCCGGAAGUGUGUCCAUGGGAGACAGAAGAUCCUAAAAGUGUGAAAAAGGACAAUGCUGUUGCAGAAGUUUGUCCGUGGGAGACAGAAGAUCCCAAAAGUGUCAAAAAGGACAAUGUUGUUCCAGAAGUGUGUCCAUGGGAGACAGAAGAUCCUAAAAGUGUCAAAAAGGACAAUGCUGUUGCAGAAGUGUGUCCAUGGGAGAGAGAAGAUCCUAAAAGUCUUGAAAAGGACAAUGUUGUUCCAGAAGUGUGUCCAUGGGAAACAGAAGAUCCCAAAAGUCUCAAAAAGGAUAAUGUUGUUCCAGAAGUGUGUCCAUGGGAGACAGAUGAUCCCAAAAGUGUCAAAAAGGACAAUGCUGUUGCAGAAGUUUGUCCAUGGGAGACAGAAAAUCCCAGAAGUGUCAAAAAGGACAAUACUGUUGCAGAAGUGUGUCCGUGGGAGACAGAAGAUCCUAAAAGUCUCAAAAAGGACAAUGCUGUUCCGGAAGUGGGUCCAGGGGAGACAGAAGAAACUAAAGUCACAAAAAGACAAAGUAGUAGAGAAAAUUUUUGUCCAUGGGAGAAUGCAGAACCCAAUGUUGUAAAAAAGCAAGACAGCAUUAGAGAAAAUGUUUGUCCGUGGGAAACAGAAGACCCAAAUUUUCCAAAAGAGCAGGAUGGCACACUGAGCGAUCUAUGUCCAUCGGAUAUGGAUGAAUCUAACAAUAAAGAUGUUUGUCAGUCUGACGAUAAAGAACAGAGAGAUGAUGGAGAUGCAGAGGCAAAUGUUGCAGACAAGUUUUUUUCUUCCAACAGUGACCCUGAUGACUCAUACAAUCCCAGGACUCUCGCAGAAGAGGCUCCAGAAGAUAUUUCCACAGGGCAUACAGAUGAGUCUAAAGACAACUUGGCUUUGGGUCGGCGGGAUGCAUUGUGUCCGUGGGAGAUCAUCGGAGGCACAUCAGGCUCAUUUACAGAAAAUACUAUGGAUGUCUUCACGUGGGAACCUGAGAACAUUCCAGAAGAAGAUGAGGAAGAUGAUGCCGAGUGUGCUGCUGAGGCUUUUGUUUUCCCAAGUGACUUGUGAUUUAAACAUAGAUACCCUAAACCUAGACUUUCUACCAGCAGCAACUGUAGGUUGGUUUGAAUUGUGAGACUGAUUACAUACAUAUGAUGCAUUUUAGCAGUAUCAAUUAGACCCCAUGUCCAGCUGCUAGACACACACACUGGAUGGCGCUGAAAAGAACUCAUCUGUUUUCCUGCUUUUACUCUGCUCUUAUAUGAACAUUUUAUUUGGUGUCUGAAUGUUUUAAAUGAAAGGUCUUUUGUGUGCUUGUAUUAAGCCUCUUUCCAACUGAAAUUAGCGGGUUAACGCGUGUUUUUAAAACACUGGUUUUACAAAAUCUGGCCAACCAGAUUACAAUCAGCAUUUGGCUCCCUUCCCAUUGCCAAAAACAUGCUUGAUCUGACCCGCCACCACUGCGUGUCUGGUGACACCAUCACCCUGGGUUUGCGUUGGUAACCAGUGCAACAGAAAACAGGGAAGAGCAACACAGAAGGGAGCCGGGGGAUAGCAAGUGUGCUUUAUUGUUCAGCUCUUUCGUCCGUCCGAAUCCCUCUUACCACUGCUUUGGCAUUUUCAUCUAAUGCAAGCAAAGUUGGUUUGGCUUGUUAGAUCUGGCGUGAUUAGCAUUAGCAUUAGAAAUAGCAUUAGCAGGUCUGAAGUAACCGGAAAUAAAUAUUUAUCUAUUCUGGAUCUGUCAAAAUUGAUAAAAACAAUUAUUUAUAUAGGCUACUAUAUGUUUUUUAAUAAAAUUAAUACUUUUAUUCUGCAUACUCUUGACAUUCUAUGGUGGUAUUUUCUUUAUUAUUUUGAUGAAACGUAAUGACCUUUUAACCAGAUGUAAUGCCAAAUACAUCUGUGCAAAGACUCUUUGCUCUAAAGACAUUUCAUUUUGUUGACCAUUUACUGCUUCACAAUAAAAAUUGACAGAUGUCUGGAUGAUCUCUAAUUGUAGUUUAAAAACACCCUAACUUUAGGUGUUAUGUAUGUCUUUUUGAACCUGGAAAUGAACUCAGACUUUAAUGAGCUCAAUGCUAAAACACAGGGUAAGAAAUGAUAGAUUGAUUUAAUCCUUUCCUUUAGGUUAGAAAUGAGAUUUUGGUGACAUGUCUAACAUUAACGCAAAUUUAUGAGGAAGAUUAUUAAAGCAUUAAUCUAUUGUAACUUUUGUUUUUUUAAUCAGACAGACGCCAUUCGAUUGUAUUUUUUAUUUUCAUUUUUUGGAGUAUUGUUUGUGUUUUGAUUAGUAGAGAUAUCCCAAAAAACAACAAGAGAAAUGAUGAUGAAAUGUUUGUUCUAUAUCUCAAUAAAGAGCAUUAUUCAGUGUUCACUGUCAAACAGAAAAGCAUUUUGGCUACGUUAACACAGCAGGGAAAUGUGACCAAAAUCUGAUCUUUUUGCCAAUAAA